Gadus macrocephalus (Pacific cod) is the source of this 3305-nucleotide messenger RNA. RefSeq lists its product as uncharacterized. Gene Ontology annotation, molecular function: protein tyrosine/serine/threonine phosphatase activity. The record is from RefSeq and is a predicted model, not a curated record. Bases 1029 to 2906 code for a protein of 625 amino acids. Gene Ontology annotation, biological process: protein dephosphorylation; cilium assembly. The transcript has 12 exons. NCBI's taxonomy places the organism in Eukaryota, Metazoa, Chordata, Actinopteri, Gadiformes, Gadidae.
AAUAAAUUGAUUUGUGUCAAUUUGUUUUUAUAUCAACACAUCUUUGCAAGUGCUGACAUGUGUUCAUAGAGAUACUAAUGUGGAUGCCAUGCCCCUUCAUGUAUCGCCAACAAAACUGCCUUUGUCUUAAUCCAAAACUCCAUUUCUAUUUAUUUGAAGUGAAGGGUGAUCAUUUAGUUGUGAAAUUAGUAAUCACUAACAGGUGUAGGAUGAAUGAAUAAUAGAUAGGCCUACUUUUGGCCUUCAAACUACAAUACUACAGUAUUGAAUGAAUCUCGUAUUAGACUAAGAUAGUGGUUACAUAAUGAGGCUUGUAUUGACAAGUACAUAUCUCUGCUCAUGUAUUAAUGACUGCUAAUCAGGCUUAGUGGAGCUGGGUCAGAGUAGAGGAGUGUGUGAGUGUGUGGGCAAAUGUUUGUUUAUGAGAGGCGUAUUGGAUCACCACUGGAGUAAUUUGACUAAAAUAACUUUUUUUGAACAGUGGAAUGAAUUGCACUCUGUAGACUGAGCUUUUAUUAACGUAAGUAAAAUAUAUUUGUACGUAACGUUUGUUUUACAGUUUAUUUAACAGCAGAGAGGUUAUUAGAGUUUCAUUAUGUUGGCUCCAUCUUUCUCCUUGGAUUAAUAACAUUUUACGAUUUGUCUCAGGGUCUGCCUUUAGUUGUAAUACAUAAACUAUUACAUAAACUUUAACAUUUCUUUUUUCAUAAUUUUUACAUAAUAAUAGUCUGUUUUCACACAUUGCCUAGUGGGAGAACCUUAGCAAAAGCAGAUUUAUUCAGUGUUUUGUUUCCAGAGUAUUCCAGAAGUUCUUUCUUUGAAUACUUCAUGUGUGAAGACACUCUUUGGUCCACGCAUGCUGUUAGUGAACCACUAAGCCAUAUGCUCCAGUUGGGAGCCUAAUCCUACAGCACUUCUAUCAGGCCUCAUUCGAUUCAAAGCUUUGCCUUGCAUCACAACCAGCAAGUAACAGCAGCAUCUACGGUACGAUGCAGUCGAUCUGAUCCUGGAAGUCCUCGUGCAGGGAGAUGCCCGACCUGAAUUUACCCACGCCUGUUCCGAGGCCUUCCUAUUCCCAAGCUAGGGAGAACCUGGUGAAGGCCAUCCCGCCGCGGGUACUCUGUCUGCUGGUCUGUGGGGGAGUGGACUGUCGCUAUGAAGGCCCUGCCUGCUGGAGAGCCAACCAACAGGCCAUACGAGGCCUCUUCUCCUCCUGGGUGACUGAUGACAUUGUUGCCAUGGCGCGACCCUCCUCGCACCUUAUGGAGAAGUUCAACAUUAUAGAGCAGUUCCAUAGGUUGAACAUCAAAUCCAUCAUCAACAUGCAGCAGCCCGGGGAGCAUGCCCACUGUGGGCCUCCCCUGGACCCUGGGAGCGGCUUCACCUACUCUCCGCAGUCCUUCAUGGAGAACAGCAUUUUCUUUUACAACUUUGGGAUGCCAGAUUUCGGUGUGUCAUCUCUGGUGGGCAUCAUCGAUGGCGUCAAAGUUUUGGCCUUUGCCGUGAAAGAGGGGCGGGUGGCUGUGCACUGUCAUGCUGGUCUAGGGAGAACAGGGGUCCUUAUAGCCUGCUACCUGGUGUACAUCCUGCGCAUCAGUCCCAGCGAGGCGGUGCACUACGUGCGCAUCAAACGGCCCCGCUCCAUCCAGACCCGCGCUCAGAUCCAGCACGUCUUUGACUUUGCCCGGCUGCUCAGCACCCAGCUGGCCCAGUACCCGGACCUCGGCUGCCGCCACGGGGCCCACUUCACCCUGCAGCACUACCUCAACCGCCAGGCCCUCCUGCUGCACGGGCCCGAGGCGCGGACCCUCAGACACACACCCAAGGUGGUGUACCUGCUGUGUGUGUGUCUGUCAUGCCUGGCCCUGGGGGUCCCAGCCCCUCCGGAGGUCCACGCGGAGCUGGAGAAGAGGGCGGGGCUGCGCACCCUGGGCAGGGCAGUGAGGGAGACCCUGGUCAGCAAGCAGUACCUCCCCCUGCUGAAGGAGGGCCACAGGGGCUCCUGGCUGGGCUCCUCGGGGUCCAUCUCCUCCUGGGAUGAGCCAGUGGGAUUCUGGGAGAGGAAGAGAGAGCUGCUGGUGAACAAGAGAAGCUACAGUGAUUCAGACCUGACCAAGAUUACGGUCAACAAGGACUUAGAGCUGGGCCCCUACUGCAUCCCUACACUGGGAAGAGCGAGAGAAUGGUGUGGGCGCGACCUGAUACGAGCUGAUCUGAGACCAGUCAGUCCCAGCCCUUCCUCCCGUUCAGCAGAACGCCAAAGCAACCAAAAAGAAAAAAAACAGAGGUCAUGCAUUAUCCCAAAACCUGUCAGUAAGCCCAAAAACUCCAGUGUUCCUCGAUCAAGAUGCACGGCUAAAAACAACCCGGCACUGCCUAUGUUCAGCUCCAACGUCGAUCUGCGUAGAAAUCGUCACAAACCAGGCACUUCAGCGGCGCGUUUAGUCGCCAAGGCAUUGGCCAAUCUGGAUCCUCUGGGGGAGACUGUUCUGCAACGGUCAGCUCUGCUGCAGGAGGAGCUGAACAGUAGUGAGUGUGGCUGGACUUUGUUGGUGACGGAGAGCGAUCCACAUGUUCUCAGCUGUAUGCUGUGGUCCUGGCUUGAGAAACUCAAGGAUCCUGUUUUGAGUGCCGGAGACGUGGAGAAGAUAACCUCAGGAGCCAACCAUACAAACCCACUUGCUGCCCUUCGGAUGCCUCAGAGACAUACCAUCUCCUGUCUGUUGAGCUGUGUGGGAACAGUGGUCAGCUUGUGUCCACAUAGAGAGGACGCAGUACUGCAGCGUCUGCUGAAAGCAGUUACUAGGCAACCCCCGGAGGAAACGGCAAAUCAUGCAGCGGUGAUGAAGGUUUUUAAGGAAAGUUCCAGAGAAACUUUUAAAAGCAACGUUGUCCCUCCACAAUGAUUACAACUGAACUUCCGACUGUGGGACUUCAAUAAAACGCGGAUGGUACAAAAUAUGGAUUUACCACAAGAACAUUCAGGCUUCCGUCAACGAAAAUCAACACACACUGUUUGACAUCAACACAUCGACGAUCCUAUCCUAUUUUUUCAUCCUUUCUGAUGUUGCGAUGUAGCUACACCCACCCAACCCCCCACCCCUUAUAUAUAUAUAUAUAUUUUUUUUUACAUUGUUUAUUCAUAUUUUAUUCAGAGCUGGUGUUUUUGUGGUGCUUUUAUUUUACUAUCUUGCAAUGUAUGUGAUUUAUGUUGCGUGUAUUCUAUUGUUGGUGUGCUUAAAAACAUUAAAACAUUUGAAUAAUAAUCAAUACUCUCGGAAGGAUAAUUGCUUACUAAAUCUGAC